Nyctereutes procyonoides (raccoon dog) is the source of this 2778-nucleotide messenger RNA. RefSeq names its product oxytocin receptor (gene OXTR). Lineage: Eukaryota; Metazoa; Chordata; Mammalia; Carnivora; Canidae. Gene Ontology annotation, molecular function: peptide binding; vasopressin receptor activity; oxytocin receptor activity. Bases 1 to 1164 code for a protein of 387 amino acids. Gene Ontology annotation, cellular component: membrane. The record is from RefSeq and is a predicted model, not a curated record. Gene Ontology annotation, biological process: female pregnancy; G protein-coupled receptor signaling pathway; maternal process involved in parturition. The transcript is spliced from 2 exons.
AUGGAGGGCGCGCUGGCCGCCAACUGGAGCGCGGAGGCGGGCAACGGCAGCGAGGCGGCCCCCGCGGCGCAGGGCAACCGCACGGCCGGGCCCCCGCAGCGCAACGAGGCCCUGGCGCGCGUGGAGGUGGCCGUGCUGUGCCUCAUCCUCUUCCUGGCGCUGAGCGGCAACGCGUGCGUGCUCCUGGCGCUGCGCACCACGCGCCACAAGCACUCGCGCCUCUUCUUCUUCAUGAAGCACCUGAGCAUAGCCGACCUGGUGGUGGCGGUGUUCCAGGUGCUGCCGCAGCUGCUGUGGGACAUCACCUUCCGCUUCUACGGGCCCGACCUGCUGUGCCGCCUGGUCAAGUACCUGCAGGUGGUGGGCAUGUUCGCCUCCACCUACCUGCUGCUGCUCAUGUCCCUGGACCGCUGCCUGGCCAUCUGCCAGCCGCUGAGGGCGCUGCGCCGCCGCGCGGACCGCCUGGCCGUGCUCGCCACGUGGCUGGGCUGCCUGGUGGCCAGCGCGCCGCAGGUGCACAUCUUCUCGCUGCGCGAGGUGGCCGACGGCGUCUUCGACUGCUGGGCCGUCUUCAUCCAGCCCUGGGGGCCCAAGGCCUACAUCACGUGGAUCACGCUCUCGGUCUACAUCGUGCCCGUCAUCGUGCUCGCCGCCUGCUACGGCCUCAUCAGCUUCAAAAUCUGGCAGAACCUGCGACUCAAGACGGCGGCGGCGGCGGCGGCGGCGGCUGCAGAGGGGCCGGAGGGCGCGGGGCGCGCGGCCCUGGCUCGGGUCAGCAGCGUCAAGCUCAUCUCCAAGGCCAAGAUCCGCACCGUGAAGAUGACCUUCAUUAUCGUGCUGGCCUUCAUCGUGUGCUGGACGCCGUUCUUCUUCGUGCAGAUGUGGAGCGUCUGGGACGCCGAUGCGCCCAAGGAAGCCUCGGCUUUCAUCAUAGCCAUGCUCCUGGCCAGCCUCAACAGCUGCUGUAACCCUUGGAUCUACAUGCUCUUCACGGGCCACCUCUUCCAUGAACUUGUACAGCGCUUCCUCUGCUGCUCCUCCAGCUACCUGAAGGGGAACCGUCCAGGGGAGACCAGCGUCAGCAAAAAGAGCAACUCAUCCACCUUUGUCCUGAGCCACCACAGCUCCAGCCAGAGGAGCUCCUCGCAGCCAUCCACAGUGUGACCAGGCUGGGCCAGGACUGCCUCCAAGGGCUCAGGUUGUGCCAACGUAGACAGUCCGCCCCUUGGUGGCUGUGUGCAUGUGUGUGUAUAAGGUACCUUUCAGUUUGCACCCUUCUGGACCUUGGGGUAGCAUGAGUGGGAUGGGAAAUCUGGACCCGGGUAGGGAAAUAGUCUCCAUGGUAGAUGAUGGGGGGUGACUCAGCCAUCAAACAAUCCCUGGAUCUCCCCUGGCGUCCUAUAGGUGUUUAUUUACCCUGCCCCUACUGCUGUCCCUGGCUGGUAGAUGUUUUUUUUUCUUUUUUUCUCCUGGACCUAUCAUUUCACUCCAGUAUCUUUUUACUCCUUUAUUCUGGGAUCUUGUGAAAAGUGGUAAGUAUAGGAUUGGUAACGUCCUGGGUGUGGAAGCCUAGUGUUCUAAGCUCAGAAUAAGGAGCAGGAAUGGGACCUCAGAUGUGGAGGGUGGUGCUAAUGUCCUCCUCCCUGACUUCAGAGUGCUUUUUCUUUUGCAUGGACCCAUUCUAGCAUCCUUGAGCACCAGCAUGUCAGAAGGUGGCCCUGGGAACAGAGGAUUCCCUUAUGAAACCAUUUGGCAUAGGCAGCCAAUUAAAACUUGUGUUAAAAAUGUUUAAGAAGCUAAUAUUUACAUGAAGCAGUUAGGAAAGAAAAAGAAACAAAAGGCAUCCAAAUUGGAAAAGAGGAAGUAAAACCCUUUGCAGAUGGCAUGAUUUUGUAUGCAGACAAUUCUAAGGAGUUCAUGCACAUAUACAAACCUGUUAGAAGUAAUAAAUGAAUUCAUUGAGGUUGCAGGGUACAAAGUCAACUUGCAAAAAACAGUUGUAUUUCUUUAUACUAACAAUUAACAAUAUGAAAAUGAAAUUAAGGAAUCUUCCCAUUUAUACUGGUAUAAGAAAGAAUAAAUUUAACAACAGAAGUUUAAGACUUAUACCCUGAUAACUACAAAAUAUCAUUGAAAGAAAUUGAAGAAGAUUUAAAUAAAUGGAAAGAUAUCCUAUGUUCGUGGAUCAGAGACUCAAAUUGUUAAGAAGACAAUACUAUCCAAAAUGAUCUACAGAUUCAGUGCAGUCUCUUAUCAAACUCCUAGUUGGCCUCUUUGCACAAAUUGAUAACCUAAAACUCAUACAGAAAUGCAAGGGCCCCAGAAUAGCCAAAUGAUCCUUUGAAAAAGAACAAAGUUGGUGGAUUCAUAUUUCCUGGUUUCAAAAUUUACUACAAAUCCAUGAUAAUCAAAAGAGUGUGGUACUGGCAUAAGGAUAGACAUAGAGAUCAAUGGGAUGGGCCAGUGGAAUAGAAUGGAAAGUGCAGUUAUAAACUCUCAUGUUUAUGGCUAAUUGAUUUUUGACAAGUGUGGCAAGAGAAUUCAAUAAGGGAGACAGUCUGCUCAACAAAUGGUGCUGGGCAAACUGGAUAUCCACAUGCCAAAGGAUGAAGCUGGUGAAGGGAAUUAAGAGGUACAAACCUCCAAUUAUAAGACAAAUAAGUCACAGUGAUGAAAAGUAUAGCACAAGAAAUAUAGUCAAUGAUAUUGUGAUAACGUUGUUAUGUGACUGCAGUUACCAUGGUGAGCAUUGAGCAAUGUAUGGGAUUGUUGGAAUUC